AUGAUCAGUGUUACAGUCACCCAGUGUCUUUCUAAGGCAGUGAAGAAACACGAGUUCUUUGUGGACAUGACCUGCGAAGGCUGCUCCAAUGCUGUCACCCGUGUCCUGCACAGGCUGGGAGGUGUUCAGUUUGAUAUUGACCUGCCCAACAAGAAGGUGUGCAUCGACUCGGAGCACAAUGUUGACACCCUCCUGGAAACCCUAAAGAAGACUGGGAAAAACACUUCCUACCUUGGGGAGAAGUCUGCACAGUAG
Molecule: messenger RNA, 255 nt
Organism: Chaetura pelagica (chimney swift)
Lineage: Eukaryota; Metazoa; Chordata; Aves; Apodiformes; Apodidae
Gene: ATOX1
Product: antioxidant 1 copper chaperone
Exons: 3
Coding region: 1-255 (84 amino acids)
Biological process (GO): copper ion transport
Cellular component (GO): cytosol
Molecular function (GO): copper chaperone activity; metal ion binding
Source: RefSeq, a predicted model, not a curated record